AUGUCUGCAUCACAAAAUCAAUCCUCACUCAACUCCACCCCCGCCGGUACAACUUUUGGUCCCAACUCCGGCGCACCAUCAUCCACAGCCACUCCUGGGAUGUCAGUAGGAUCGGCUACAGCAAUGGGCCAUGGCGAUCAUCCAAAAGAUAAUGCGGACGACAGUAAUGCCAAAUUAUCGAGUUCCAAGGUCGGGCCUCAACAAGAGGAUUUAGAAGGAGAGCAAAUGAGAGCCCCAGGUGAAGGAGAUGUCAUGGCUGCUCAAUUCGACAAGAAGAAUGCUGGAUGGGGAGAGGAGGGUAGUUAUACAAGUGAUUUGGACAGACAAAAGGCAGAGCAGAAGGAGGCUAGAGAGAAGAUCAAGAGUCAACGAGAGCAAGGCAUCGAUGUAGAUGGAGGUGCAGGUGGAAGACUCGAAAACGAAGGGUUGGGAUCCGUUUGA
This is a messenger RNA of Botrytis fragariae, 441 nucleotides long. RefSeq lists its product as uncharacterized. The coding region runs from base 1 to 441 and encodes 146 amino acids. The transcript has a single exon. Lineage: Eukaryota; Fungi; Ascomycota; Leotiomycetes; Helotiales; Sclerotiniaceae. The record is from RefSeq and is a predicted model, not a curated record.